CUCUGUGUGCCCAGUUCCGGUGCAUGCUGAUACGAGCGCUGAGUCUCCCGUCUAAAUGCUGGGGAGUCAGGGGACCUUUUAUAUCACGGAACGCAAGGCAAAGAAAGGAAGAUCUCGGGAAAUAACUAUCACACGUUUAUACGAUAUCACACCUUGGCUUGAAUUCCUAUGGUGUUUUACCAUUUGGGAGGGAAGUAAGCUGAAGCUAUGGAGGACUGCUUGCAUACGUCUUCUGAAAACCUGUCAAAGCUGGUGAGCUGGGCCCACAGCCAUGGGACGAUCUGCAACCUCAUCCCCAACCUGAAGCACUUGCUAUCUGAGGGCUCCCAUGGGAACCUGACAGCCAUGUGGGGCUGUACCGCCGGUCAUGCUUACCACUGGCCUCUGACGGCUACCUGUCGGGCCGGAUCCCAGGAACGCAUGUGCUAUCAGGACAGCCGCAGCUUCAACUCAGACAGUGCCAGCGUUAGUGGGGCAGCCUCCGAAACACAGCCCAGUCCCGGGGAGAGAUUCCCAGGAAGAACGAUGAAAGCCAAGGUGGACUGCAACCGGACCCAAGACUCAUGCGACUUUUCCAACGGCAGUGAGCCUUCGGAAGUAGAAGACAAUAUGGAGGAAUACGAGGAUGAGACCGCCUUGUUUGACAUGGUGUGUGAGUCCUCUCCAACGGAUGAGGACAGUGAUUUUGAAACCGAGCUGCUUAGACAGCAGCAGCACAGUGCCCCUCAGAAGAGGCCCAACACAAGCCCACUUCCUUUUGGUGCAGAGAGCAGACCUUCCUGCCAAAACAUGGAGGAUAGCAGCAGCAUUGGAGGAGACAACAUGAUCGUGAAGAAGAUAAAGCAGGAGAUGCCUGAGGACUACUACAUUGUGGCCAAUGCUGAGCUUACUGGGGGUAUCAAUGGCCCCGCUUUGUCCCUCAUCCAGACAUCAAAGCAGUCCCAAACCCCUCUCCCAGGACCUUCAUCAUACACAGUGCCUCAUAUGCCAACUGCCUUGGCGUCUCCCAUCCUUGGUGUUGAGAAUGACACUCAAGGAGUCUCUAUCUCUCCCCCAAUCAGUUCACAUGGUAUGAUUCCAAUGUCUGUAAGGGGCCCUGUUGCUGGACACUGUAGGCUCGUGACAAAUAUCCAGGCAUCCAGCCAGCCGUUGACCCUUCAGAUGCCAGUGAGUACAUCUGGAGCCAACCAGCAAAUCAACAUCCCCUUAUCGGCCUUGCAGAUUCCAAGGCAGGCUGAGCAUGUCCCAGUAGAAGAGCUUGUCAAACCGUCCCCAAAACCAGUGGCUUCCUGUGAGGUUGCUUUGUCUCCCUCCAUGAACACUGAGCCAGAAGUCAGCUCCAGCCAGCAGCAAAGUAAUGCCUCUAUAGCUUUUGCAAUGGAUGGUAACACUGAAGCAGCAUCAGAUAUUGACGAAAGACAAGCCGAAGCAAACAGAGAACAGAACGAAAAGACCAUCAGGAGCACCCAGACGUCACUUCGAAACUUCGGAUACCAUGCAAAGUUGAACAAGUUCCCUGUAUUCAAUUUUAAUGACGAACUGAAAGACUUGUGUGUGAGUGCCGUGAGUGCCAACACUACCAAGGCUACUCUCUAUGCACUGAAUGUCUGGAGGUACUGGUGUAUGACCAAAGGGCUAAAGGACUAUAUGGACAUUACUAAGAUCCCAGCCCCCAAGCUGAACGAGCUGCUGGGAGAUUUCUAUGUGAGUGUAAAGAAGACGGAUGGCUCGGAUUUCCUGGCCACCUCUCUGCAUGCCAUUCGGAGGGGCCUGGACCGCAUACUGAAAAAUGCUGGCGUAGGCUUCUCCAUCACCAGCGGCAUCUUCAACUCCUCGUCCCAGAAGCUCAAAGAGAAACUCCAUGUGCUCAGCAAGGCAGGCAUGUCGGGUGCCCGCUCCCGUAACAUUAUCUAUUUCUCCCUCAACGAUGAGGAGGAGAUGUGGAGGACUGGUUGCCUGGGUGAUGAAGGGCCUGUGGCUUUGCUGUCUACAGUGGUGAAGUACAAUAGCCAGUUCUUCAACAUGAGGACCUUGCAGGAGCAUGCUGACUUGAUGUUUGGCGACGUGGAACUACUGAAGGACUCGGACAACCGGCCUUUCUUUGGCAGGACUGACAGUGUUAAGCGGGAGAAGCGGGUCAGCAGCAAUACAAAAGUGUGCUACGGACAGGUCUACCACGAGCACUCCCGGGGCCAGAAACGCUGCCCCUACUGCCUACUCUACAAGUACAUGUACACCCACCGACCGCCAACGCUCAUGGACCCCUGCUCCCCCUUCUACCUGGCCGCCCGCAAGGAGAUGUGUUCCGUCAAUGGUGUCUGGUACGAGGAACAGAGAAUGGGCCUUCGCUCCCUCAGGGGGGUUGUGCCUAAGCUGGCCAAGAAGGUACGGCUGGAGCAGUGUGAUAAUUUCACUUUUGUCUCCUUCACACAGGCCUCUAGGAAAUUCUCUCACAUCAACCACCUGUGAUUUAAAAAAACGGUUGCCCAUAGAACAAUAGACUAGCCCUUUCAAACACAAGACAAUAGUAAAUUCAAAACAUUAUUCUUAAAAUAGUUAGUGUCCUGGCAAGUUAAUAUGUACAAAACAAUCCAUUUUUUUAAAUUAUUUUUUUAGUAAAACACACUGUACUUCCUCGUGAGGCCCAUUUUAUCAUUAUAGGUUGUUAUGGUGAAUAUUUUAUGAGUUAUGGAUUUAUAGUUAUUGCCAGUACAGAUAUUGAUUUUGCUUGUGUCUGCUGGAGGACUGGUCAUAUUAAAAACAGGUUUAGAUAGUGUUUUCACUUUUCUUUAGCCUGCACAGGUAUAGCUUGAAAAGGUGUUUUUUUUAAUCCAAGUAGUAGUACAGUACCUUGUCUUGAAUGUCUUGACAUCAUUAAAGCAUGGAAGAGAUCUGAUAUUACCAAAAUACUCAACUCCGCCUUUACUUCCAUCAUACUGUGUGCAAGGGAUCAUGGGAUAUAAAGAGUGCUCCAGGGCUAUUUUUCUAUUGUCAAUGGAGAUGGGGUCUCGGUGUUUAAAACUGUUACAAACUAUUGAAGUCUGUUUCACUGUUGCCCAGGGUCCACAGAAAAAAAAAUAUAUUAAGCUGGUGAUGGAUAAGAGAAAUACACUUCUGAACAAAGUCCAUCUGUUUUUUUCUGUUGUUGGCGCGCAAUAAAUAUCUAAUUUAAAGCAGCUGAUUUCUGCUUUUUUAUGUGUGGCUAUUUAAGACAUAUUACAAACAUAAUUUAAAGUGUCCCGCACAGAGCAUUCUGAUUGGUUAAAAAUUAUGUCAUAUAAAAUAAUUUCUUUAUGUGUGACCAGAAAUGGGGAGUGGCUAGAUUGUGCUUGUUUUGAAGAACGAGGCUAUUUUACUGUGACAAAUCUGGCAACCCUGGACAGAAGUCCCCAUAGAGAAUCAACGGAGUUGAGUAUCUUGAUAAUGUGGAAUAUCUUUCUAAAGACACUAUCAAAAAGGCAACUGGGAGGUAUAACCAAUAUUUCAGAAUAUCUAAGAUUAAAGAAAAAUAGACUGCAACUUGCAACAUUUGCUCAUCGGUGCUUUCCUUUCACGGCAGUACUACAAGUUUAUUGCAUCAUCUUAGGGUUGGUUCGUAGACACUUUUGUCAGAGAUGAAUGCGAUACACCAGGUGCAUGCAGCUGUAAAAGCUGUACAGCUUCACUAUUUGCUGUACGAAGAACGUAUCAUGUUGCAGCCUUUUUGACUUCGUAGCUGUCAUUCAUACUUUAAAGACUGCAUUUGCAUAAUUGUAAAAGUUGACAUUUUAAGAGAUGAGUUUGUACCUCUUAUAACAGAGAACCUGAAGGGGAGAAUUUCAAACAUUAAUUAGAGAGAUGCGGGCAUGUGACAGUGAGAGAUAUUUUAGGUACUGGUAUUUUACAAUGACAGGUGAAAGGUCUGACAAUCUGUUAAACAGACUGGGACCAUUAACUUGUAUGCGAAUUUACACAUGCGAUGCCAGUGACACCUGCAGAAAGAUUUGCAGUCACACUGCACAUAGCAAAUGGCAAUUCCCAGCAAAGUGUGGCAACGGG
Messenger RNA from Polyodon spathula (Mississippi paddlefish), 4038 nucleotides. RefSeq lists its product as uncharacterized. NCBI's taxonomy places the organism in Eukaryota, Metazoa, Chordata, Actinopteri, Acipenseriformes, Polyodontidae. The coding region runs from base 208 to 2469 and encodes 753 amino acids. The record is from RefSeq and is a predicted model, not a curated record. The transcript has 5 exons.